Molecule: messenger RNA, 1570 nt
Organism: Ostrinia nubilalis (European corn borer)
Lineage: Eukaryota; Metazoa; Arthropoda; Insecta; Lepidoptera; Crambidae
Product: lipase 3-like
Exons: 1
Coding region: 8-1276 (422 amino acids)
Biological process (GO): lipid metabolic process
Molecular function (GO): hydrolase activity, acting on ester bonds
Source: RefSeq, a predicted model, not a curated record
AUUGUAGAUGGAAGUGACCAAUUGUGUUGUGGUGUUAUACUUGUUACUUUUAGUACUACCAGAGAACCAUGUCGGGACGUCGAAACUUACUCCAGCAACCCGCCCGCUCUCGUACGCCUUGCCCGAAGCACGCGAACUCAAAAUGGCCCUAGGAUAUGCGGAAGAAAUCUACCUGAACUUCACUGAACUUACUACUAAAAACGGAUAUCAAACCGAGGAACACAAAAUCACAACAGACGAUGGAUACAUCCUCAAAUGCUUCAGGAUACUACCCAAAUGCACAGGAAAUCUCAAACGCUACCCCAUUUUAUUAAUGCAUGGAAUUUUAGAUACAUCAGACGUGUGGAUUCUUGCUGGAGAAAAGUUAGGACUCGGUUAUAUUUUGGCUUCAAACUGCUACGAUGUGUGGGCAGUCAACAGUAGAGGAAACCGAUACUCCCGUAAGCAUAUUACACUAGAUCCCGACAAGGAUAUAGCGUUCUGGAACUAUUCGUUCGACGAAAUCGGAAUGUUUGACGUUCCAGCAGCCAUAGACUACAUUUUGAAAGUGACGAAUAGACCAAGAGUCUUUUACGCGGGCCACUCUCAAGGCACAACAGACUUUUUUGCCAUGGCAUCUUUAAGGCCUGAGUACAAUCAGAAAGUUCAGCUAUCUCUCCAAUUGGCCCCUGUAGCGUGGAUGACAAACAUUUACAGUCCGAUUUUAAGGGCUCUAGCGCAAAAUGUGGACUUUUUAAAAGAGGUUUUGGAUGCAGUCGGCCUGGUAGAAUUACUUGCAAUGCACCAACUGGAGCAUUUAGUUCUGGAAGUGUUAUGCCAAGCUGCGCCGGAACCUACGUGCGGUGCGGCCUUGGCAUUAUCCACUGGUUACGAACAAGGGACGAUCGACUCCAAAGUAUUGUCCAUCAGUUUCGGUCACUUAUUAAGUGGCUCCUCUUCAAAAUCAUUAGCUCAUUACGGGCAGUUAAUUCUUUCUAGGAAAUUCAAACGUUUCGAUGAGGGUAAAGAUGGAAAUUUGAAGAGGUAUAAGCAAACACAACCGCCAGAGUAUAAUGUGUCUAAUAUCACAUCGCCAGUUGUGCUGAUAUCAGGUAAAAACGACUGGCUUUCGUCUUUGAAAGACGUUGCAACUUUAAGCUCAAAAUUGCCUAAUUUAGUAGAAAAUUACGUGGUGCCGGAACCAAAAUGGAGUCACCACAAUCACAUUUGGGAUGUGAGAUCGCUGAAGUACGUGGUACCUAAAAUAUUGGACUAUUUAGAACAAUACAAUACUUAGCGAUCAGUUCCAUUGAUGAACAUGCUGGUGAAUUAUAUUACCACACUAUAUUUCACGUAAUUAUGUCAUUCCUCGUAAACUACAGGUAAAAUCUCAUUACCACAGGUAUGUAUUGAAAUGAACCUUUACUUAAUUUGUUUCUUAACUUAUAGUUUGGUUGGUAGAACCAAAUCGUAGCCAUAUUACCUCUUAUUAUUAAACGAUAUCUAAUUUAAGCGCGUCUAUUUUCAGCACUAAUGAUACCUUAAUAGAAAUAUUUAUUUAUUUUUGAACAAUCGUUAUUUAAUAUAAGGC